This is a messenger RNA of Ectocarpus sp. CCAP 1310/34, 1123 nucleotides long. NCBI's taxonomy places the organism in Eukaryota, Phaeophyceae, Ectocarpales, Ectocarpaceae. The record is from the annotation of a GenBank genome assembly.
UCCUUUUCCAACCUGCCGCUCAGCCUAAUGUCAAGCCACGGCGGGAGCGUGACGUCGAGCCUGCACAGCCUCCCCACCUUGCCAUGGUUGGACGGCCUUGGGGCGGCGGGAGGAGUUAACGGGAAGCGGCCGAGCUAUACGUCGUCCGAUGCGAGGAGAGGGAGCACCCAGAGCGACCUCCCGGAUAUCCUGGAAGACAACGAGUUCCACGAGCAAGGUCCACACCAAGAGCCUUUCCCUGCAGGCGGCACCGACAGCAAGAACCUCUACCAGAAGAGUAACCACGGGGGCGUCCAUAGCGGCAGCAACGGUUUCAGCAGCGGCGCCGGCCGACGGCCGGGCUGCCCAGAUCAUCUGGCGGCAGCGGCGGCGGCGGCGGAGGCGGCGGCGGCGAGCCACCGGCCAACAGAAGCGGUCGGCAACGGCGGAGGAGGCAACGGCAGCGGGAGUAGCACGUCCACAACCAGCAACGGCAGCAGUACCUGCGAGGCGACCAGAAAGACAAACCGCGUCAGCAACGGCGGCGGCGGCGGCGGCGGCGGCGGCGGCGGCGGCGGUGGCGGCGGGAUCAAGCCCAGGGGCGCCCUGCCCGGCCCAGGCCCGUCGCGAGCACUCAACGGGGGAGGAGAUGGAACAGUUGCGGCCGCGGCAGGAGGAGGAGAAAAUGGAACAGUAGGGAUGGGAAACCGUGGGGGUGCUCCGGCAGACGGCGGAGCCAGCGCAAGCGCCGUCAGCGGAACGUCAGCGGCCGCGAUGGUUGCGGCGGCCAGACCGGGGCGAAGAACCAGCUUUGACCCCGCGGUGUUGAGGAAAGAUGAACUGCGAGGGGGAAGGGGUGGGGGUGACAGACUUGGAGGGGCGGCGGCGGGGAGGGGGGGAUCCAAUCAGCGGGCGGAGAGGCGGUUGACUUUUGGGGGUACUUCCACGAGCUCGGACGCUCCAGCAAGGGCGCCGUUAAGACAGUAGCCAACGGCUUGAAGAGACUCCAUAGUCCGUUGUAGCGUCACAACGGCAUAAAGUAGGGCUGCCAGGCAAGGAAGUCAGUCCACACGGAAUGGAAAUUGCCGGCUGUUUUAUUUUUGUUUCGGUUGGCUUCUGUUGGAAUUAGCAAUGGGGAGUGGGG